GGGGGCAAAACUUUUUUGCAAGUUUUUGGCCUCGGGGUCUCUGAAAGUCCGUGAAGACGGCGUCUGACAAAUUUGUGUCCGUGACAACUUUUGCUCUACUACUCAAGAUCUAUCUACCCUAAAAAUUUCAGAAAUUUUCGUUGAGCCGUUUCUUAGAAACGCCGGAAAGGGGGGGGGGGUCCUCUUAAAUAAAGUAAUUCAAUUGUUUUCUUUACAAUUUUUUCACAUCUUACGAGUACUUAGACAAGUAUAAAUCUCUACUUUCUUUCAUGAUUUGCUUUCAUUACUAUUAUGAUUCGUUUUUCAUACUUUCUCUUUUCCUAUCUAUGUAGUAUAUGCAUCUCUCUGAUGCUCAUAUAUGAGCUAUCAAUCUAUAAACUCUUCUAUCUAUAUGAAUUAUAAGUAUUCGAUAUUGAUGACUCUUCUAACUCAACAAAUUCAAGACCCUAUACUACACUUCUCUAGAUAAAAAAGCUAUGGGAUAUUUAAAAAUUCCGCGCAUAUGAAUGUUUGUUGAAUAAGUCAAGAAUGGAAACAGCUGGAGAUCUUUGGUUUUCACCAUUUGAAGAAUGAGGCACCUAAAUGUGUUGUUCUCUGAUACUGUACAAGAUCAAUCCAUUUUGAAUUUGAUCAUUUCUUCAAAACAUUGAAAAAUAUGCAUGAUAAAGGUCUAUUAUUUUGAUACGAUUUUAGUUUCAAUAAAUGAUUUGGAUAUACUAAAAAAAAUCUGUAGAAUAAUAAACCCAAAACGGGUUUAUAAAAUUGUACCUUAUAAUAAAACUUUUUUUCGCAUGUAAAAUUUUCUUAAUCUCCGUCCAGGAAUUUAAUAAAGAGUUUAGAAAUUAAAUAUGAAUUUCGUUUGCCAUACAGUGCGAUUAUCAUACUUAUCGAUUUAGUGUGAUAACAUUCUGCUUCAAAUAAUCACUAUGUAGUUUAAGAUCUAUUGGUAUCGUGGCUUACAACCGUCAGUAUUCUUAUAAAGAAAAGUGAAUUAGAUCUCAUUCAUUUUUCUUUGUACUAACGUCGAAAGUUGUAACCCAUGAUACUGAAAGUUCUUUAAGUACGUUAUCUAUAUGCCAAGAAAGAGUUCAUCAAAUGAUAUCACGAAUCAUUCUUCAACGUUACUAUGCAUACUUAGUUUUCAUGAAUCUAAAUUGAAAAAAAAAGAAAUCAUUCAUUGUAAAACUUUCAUACGUGCGUUGUUUUCAGUAUAAUAUUAAACUAAAUAAAAAACAAACAAAUAUCGCUAUUUAUAUAAAUACAGAAUACCUAUUUUAAGGCAAGGGAGAACAGCAGAAUCCAUGAAUCCACUUGAAUCCACUCUGAUAUGAAAUUCUUAGAAUAAUAAAAAUACGAUAGUUUUCAUUUUCUCAAUUCUUUAUUGAAAGUAGAGAAAAAAGUUUAACAAAAUGAAUAUUUGUGAAGACUGCAGGAAUCAAUCAAGAAUUAUUUAUAUUAAAAAGCUUUUUUAUUAUUAAUAAUUAUAUUUUUUAUUUAAAAACCAACUGUAAAAUGUAAAAAAAAAUUAAAAAUUCAAUACUUGAUAGAACCGAUUAACUAUAAAAGAAAAAAAAAGUGAAUUAUUAAGUUAAAAAUUUCAAUUUACUAUAAAACCUUACUAUAUUAGAGAACGCGAAGGAGGUAAUCGAAGAAGUACAAACAAGACAAUGUUCGGCAUAUAAAAGUUAUCUUCUUCUGGUUCUUUCUAUUGAUUCUCUUGCGUUAUAUGAAGAUUCUAUCGUUUGAACUUUUCUUUUCACUUGUCUUUUAGUUUUCAAUGAUGAUGGUUCUUCGAUAAUGUUUUCAUCACAAGUUUCAUCAUCGUCUGCUGAUUUGGAGAUAGAAGAUGCCGUGACUGAAGUUGAAUUCGAUUGUAUUGUAUCCGAUGGUGAUAUAGUAGGUAUCGAAUUUGGUGAUGCAAUUCGUUGA
Molecule: messenger RNA, 1929 nt
Organism: Rotaria sp. Silwood1
Lineage: Eukaryota; Metazoa; Rotifera; Eurotatoria; Philodinida; Philodinidae
Source: the annotation of a GenBank genome assembly